Messenger RNA from Mus musculus (house mouse), 3454 nucleotides. RefSeq names its product RIKEN cDNA 1700054O19 gene. Bases 1830 to 2399 code for a protein of 189 amino acids. The transcript has a single exon. Lineage: Eukaryota; Metazoa; Chordata; Mammalia; Rodentia; Muridae. The record is from RefSeq and is a predicted model, not a curated record.
CUUCUCUGGUGGUGGUGGGGCUCGAUGAGGGUGGGGUCUAGCCCCCAGGAUGUCCAGGAAAGCUUUACCCUUCCCCCCUUGACCAGUGCUUUCUCACAGGAGUGACGGAGCUUCAGAGCAUAAGGGAAAUGAACUUCCUGUGGGCCCACAGGCCUUAAGUCCCUCAUCAGCAGAGGGAGAUCUGAGAUGGGGACAAGAGCCAGCCCUGGGCCCUGAGCCCAGGCACAGCCACAAGUUUCCUCCACAGUUGAAGGAAUCCUGUUUUCUGUGAUGUCACUUCGGUCACGGUCACAUCUACUGGAUACUGGAGUGUCCUGGCCCAAAUUAGACAACUCAUGGCCUUGGUAUUUGGGGGUAGGGAGCUCUGAAGAGAGACUGGUAAACAGACGGCAGUGACUCUCUGGUAACAGGUUGGGUGUGCUGUCCUCUCCAUCUCUGUGCCCACUCCUGGGUCAGAGGUGAACUCCAAGGGAAGCCGGGCCAAAUGGGUCCAGGGUGGCAGAGGGGCAGGGAGUGAGGUGUGCCAGAUACCAGACUUCCUACUUCAUACACAUCAUCUCUUUUGCUCCUUGAAGUAACUCGUGGGGGUCGGGGGGUAAGAGGAAGUAGUCACCUAGAGGAAGCUAAGGUUCCAAGAGGCCGAGGGACUCGAAAAGCCCCUUUCUACAACCUCUCAGGGUUGCUCCAGGAAAACCCACAGAACUCAGGGCUCCUUCCCAGGCAGCCCGGAAUUCCACUGGCCUUUCCCAGGCUCCAUGCACCCUGUUCUGACCCCAUGACCCUUCACUUGUCCUGUCCACUGGCAGGCCAUCUUCCUGCCUUGCUCAGGGAAGAACGAACCUGGGACCUGUCAGCUUUCUUUGGCCCAUGGGUUGUUCCUCUCUCUUUGCCAGGCACACACCCUGUUAAUUCCAUUCUCUCUGCCUGAUUCCCUGUUGGGUUUUAGCAAAGCCCAGCAUGUCAUAGAGACUUCAAACUAUGUUCCUUGCUCUUCCACCACACACAUGCCAGCCCAGAAUUUCCUGUGCUUUGGGAGUUGAGGGGUGUGUGUGUGUGUGUGUGUGUGUGUUUCCCCUUUUGUACUAACUAGCUGGUCUUUUGCUGUCCUCUGGUGGCUGAAUCUGAGAGCUGCCAUUUCCUGCAGGCAGGCGAAUUUAAUCUGUAAGAGAUUUCCUCCUUUUCCUUAUGGAAAUGUACGAAUGUGCGUGUAAGUGCUCUCAGGUUGUACCUGACCCUCCCUUUUGUAACCUCAUUAUCUUCAUCAUCACCUGCCUCAGCAAACAGAUCUCUCUCACUUGUCUAGCCAAUAGCAGUGUUCCUUUGAUGGGUACUCUGUCAGCAGAAGGCCCUGGGGAGAGACCCUUUGCCACCCUCUUGUCCCCUCAGAUACUGCCUUCCUUGUCCAAACAAUUGCGCUGUUUCCGUUUCCUGCUGGGUCCCAGCUUGUACCAGGAGUGGUAUCAGGAUUCCGGAGUGCGGUUAUGCAUUUGGACUUGAAGGAAUAGCUGGAGUGCCUGCCAGUGAGAAAUGGCAUACUAGCACUCCACAGCAGGCAGUGACAUCACAAUUAAUCAUGGUAUCCUAGGAUGACACCUAGGUGAUAAGAAUGUACCUUGAGAGACCAGCUGUCUGUGACACUUGACCAUAUGACAGUAAGGAUGACCAAAAGGACAGUGAUGAGUGAGCUCUUUUGAGGAUGCUUGAUUGAUUACCAAAAGAAAAUGAAACUUGUAUGCCCUUCAGUUCUCAGUACGAGCUAUAGACUGAGGGCGCAAAAUCUUCUGUGACAGGAAAAGACGCUCGCACACACUGGGCUGACUGCACUAAACAUGAGUGAUGGUAACCGUCCCAGGUUUUCUUGUCCCAGGUCUUCUUGUCCCAGGUCUUCUCGUCCCAGGUCUUCUCGUCCCGGGUCUUCUCGUCCCGUCCCGGGUCUCAGCACCAACUCUUACACGCGUUCUCGCGACCGGCCAGGAAGAACGCAACAAACCGGAAUCUUCUGCGGCAAAGCUUUAUUGCUUACAUUUUCAGGAGCCAGAGAGCCAGAGAGCAAGAGAGAGAAAAGGAACAAGAACAAGAAAGCAAGAGAGAGAAAAAGAACAAGAACAAGAAAGCAAGAGAGAGAAAAAGAACAAGAAAGCAAGAGAGAGAAAAAGCAAGAACAAGAGAGAGAAAAAGAAUGGCAAAACCCCGUCCCUUUUAAGGAGAAUUAUCCUCCGCCUAGGACGUAUUACUUCCUGAUUGGCUGCAGCCCAUUGGCCCAGUUGUCAUCACGAGAAAGGCAGAACACAUGGCGGGAAAAUUGCCCCUGCACGUGUGCAGAUUAUGUUUACCACUUAGAACACAGCUGUCAGCGCCAUCUUGUAAUGGCAAAUGUGAGGGCGGCUUCCCACACAUGAGACAAACCCAUAAUUGUGGAGGUGGCUGCACCCUUGUUGUUGUUUGAAUUUACAGUCUUGUCAAGAAUUUCCUGCGAAAGAACAUAAAGGAUGGGACCCUAAAGUUUGGAAUGGGAACAUGUGCAUGGAUCCAACAACCAACCCAACCCUCAAGUUCCGGUCCCUCCCUCACCCACCUGUGCCUGAGGAGAACUGAUUGCUUUGUGUAAAAAUACCAUAACUAGGCUGGAGAGAUGGCUCAGCAGUUAGAGGCUCUUGCUGCCCUUACAGAGGGAGGACCCAGGUUCAUUUCCCAGCACCCAUAUCAGGCAACUUACAACUGUUUGGUAACUUUAGUUCCUGGGAAUCUCGCAUCUGCAGGCACUUUCACACAUGUAGUGUCCGCACGUACACGCAUCCCCGCCAGCACAUAAAUCUUUGUUUUUAAAUACCAUGAUAAGCUUAUGUGGGUCAGACACUUUGAAAAAGGACACUGACACACACACACACACACACACACACACACACACACAACACACACACAGAGAGAGAGAGAAAGAGAGAGAGAGAGAGAGAGAGAGAGAGAGAGCCCAUAAGUAGACCAAAUAUUCUGUCCAGAAGGACAGAAGAAUCCCAGAGGAAGCAUCUCCCAUACUAAAAGAAUUAGAAGACCCUGCUAAGACAUAUUUCUAGUAGGAAACAGUUCACAUUCCAUACAAUUCACACAUCAAAUGGUUGUUAAUGUGGUCAUGGUCAUGUGUAAUCAUGCCCAGAGCCAAGUGUUUUCAACAUUGUGUAAGGAACGCUCCUCACAGGGACUGGAGCCAUGCCUCAGCAGGUGUUUGUUGCGCUUGCAGAGAACCUGAACUCAGUUCCCAACACCCACAUCUGCUGGCUCAAAACUGCCAGCAACUCUGGCUCUUGGGCACCUGACACCCCUCUUUUGGCUUCCAAAGAUACUCACACACCCAUAGGCUGUUGUAAGAAUGUUUACCCAGGGAAUAACUAAAUAACACCUUCUCUCCUCUCCUCCCCUCUCCUCUCCUCCCCUCCACUCCCCUCCCCUCUCCUCUCCU